Molecule: messenger RNA, 1045 nt
Organism: Jatropha curcas
Lineage: Eukaryota; Viridiplantae; Streptophyta; Magnoliopsida; Malpighiales; Euphorbiaceae
Product: oxidoreductase bty37
Molecular function (GO): oxidoreductase activity
Source: RefSeq, a predicted model, not a curated record
CAUUUGCAUUCUCACUGAAAUAAAAUAUAGUCAAACACAUACAGCCAGAUCAACCCUUUUGCUUGCUAUAAAGCAAAUCCAAUAUUUCCCUUCAAUCUUUCACAGGCAAUGCGUUUGGCGACUCUCAACAAAUUCCCACCUUCUAUAUUCUUUCAGAAAGCUAGCAGAUACCCAAGAAUCAUGAGCCAGUCAGCCAGCAACAGCAGCGGGAAGAAGCAGAUUAGAAUUGAUAUCAGCUCAGACACUAUAUGCAUGUGGUGCUUUGUUGGCAAACGAAAUUUAGACAAAGCUAUAUCUACUGCUAAAGAUAGAUAUAACUUCGAGAUUAGAUGGCAUCCUUUUUUUCUUGAUCCAUCUGCCCCUAAAGAAGGCACAAAGAUUAUGACUCUUUUCGGUCAAAGAUUUGGGUCUCGAACUGAUGCAGUUCUAAAUCAACUCAGAGAGACUCUUAGAGAUGUUGGUCUGGAAUUCAACAUAUGUGAUCUCAUUGGCAAUACCUUAGACAGCCACAGGCUUAUACAUUUUGCUGGCCAGCAAGGUCUUGACAAGCAACAUAAUCUUGCAGAGGAAUUGUUCCUUGGUUACUUCACGAAGGCUAAAUACAUUGGCGACAGGGAAUUUCUCUUGGAAUGUGCUGAAAAAGUUGGAGUAGAGGGGGCUGCAGAAUUCCUUCAAGAUCCCAAUAAUGGUGUGAAGGAGGUAUAUGAGGACCUCCACAAGUAUUCAGCAGGCCUCACAGGAGUCCCAAACUAUGUGAUCAAUGGAAAGAAGAAAUUGAAUGGAGCCCAGCCUCCAGAAGUUUUCCUCAGAGCUUUUGAAGCUGCAGCAAAUUAAUAGUUUACAGUAUAUAAGCUGGAAGAGACAACAAUAAAUCAAGAUUUCAACUUUCCCUCAUGCAUUUGUGUAAUGUUUUAUUAUUUUUAAUUAUUUUUCUUGUGUAAUAUUGGAACACACUGUUAUAUGCAUUUUUCUUGCAGUGGAUAUGUUCAAAUUGGAAUGGUUUGAGGAUUUGUGUGGAAAUUUAAAAAUAUAUUUCUUCUUUCAA